AAUUCUGUUUAUCAUUUAUCUCUUUCUCUCUAACACCAACAAAGAUUUUCUCUCAUUCUCUCGGAAAAAAGAUCCACGAAAAUGACAUCUCCUCAUGACGACGAAGCUUCUUCAUCAAACCCUCCUCCACCACUAACCGCAUCACGUAUCUACAUCGGAAACCAAGCAAAAGAGAUUCUCGCAACACGUAACAUCACCGGAAUCACAAAACUCGUCACUAACCUCUGUUACGGUAAAGAAACAGAGCAAUCUUCAAAGCUUCUCUACGAAACCUUCUCAAAACAUUUCCCAAACAUUUUAGUCUCAAAACUCCUCCAAAUCUACAGUUUCGGUACCGAUAUAACCCCGAAGAUUCGAUCUUUUUCACUCUGUCUUCUCGAUUCACUUCUCAUGGAUAUCGAUGAUUUACGCGGUGGUUUGAAGAAAGAGUCUUUGAAUGAUAUCAAGAACCAUGUAAGUUCUUGCCUUCUCACGCAAGAAAGUUCUGAUGAAGACUUUAAACUUCUCUCAAGAAUCGUAUCUCGUGUCUGUGUUGAUGUUUUCAUUGCAAGCAAGCCUUGGUACGAGCUCUGUUCUUAUAUUGUUUCACUAGAUGGGAAUAAAAAAGCUUUGUUGUUGUUUAGUGAACUACCAACGCUUCUUGAUGAAGAGUUCUUGUUGCCGUUGUUGGAGAAUGGUUUUGGUUUAAAGAUUGUUAAUGUGUUGUUGAUGAAUCAAGAUUAUGAUGAAGAAGAAUGGUGUUUAGGUUUAGAAGCUGGGUUUAGUUUGAUACUUCAGCUUGUGAAUUUGAACAAGAAGAGUUUGGUUUGGGAUUUGGUUUACGUGAUUGUGAAAUCGGUUUGGGAGAUGGUUAAUGUGAAGAGAAGAGAGAUUGUUGUGCGUAAAGGGUUUGUUAGAGUUGCGAAGAAAGUUAGAAGAGAAGCUUUGAGGUUUCGUGAGCAUGAGUAUGAAGUUGUGUCACGUUUAGGUUUGAUGAUACAGAGGAUUAAUGGACUUGGUGAAGUUACGAUGAUGAUGGUGAUGAUGAUUCAUGAAGUUCUUGAGAGGUAUUACAUGGGAGGUCAAGUGUUGAAUCAUGGUUUGCUUAAUCAGUUUUUGUAAUUGGUUUUUAGUGACAAGUCUUGAUUUUGUUGAAGAGAUUUUACAAAUAGGUUCCUUCUUUGUGUCUAUUCAUGUGUUGUUAUGGAUUCAUUUUGUGACGCUUAUGUUUCCAGUCAAUAUCAUAAAUCUGUUUUUUUUUU
Molecule: messenger RNA, 1241 nt
Organism: Arabidopsis arenosa
Lineage: Eukaryota; Viridiplantae; Streptophyta; Magnoliopsida; Brassicales; Brassicaceae
Source: the annotation of a GenBank genome assembly